Corylus avellana is the source of this 2651-nucleotide messenger RNA. RefSeq names its product putative inactive receptor-like protein kinase At3g56050. Gene Ontology annotation, biological process: protein phosphorylation. The record is from RefSeq and is a predicted model, not a curated record. NCBI's taxonomy places the organism in Eukaryota, Viridiplantae, Streptophyta, Magnoliopsida, Fagales, Betulaceae. Gene Ontology annotation, molecular function: protein kinase activity; ATP binding; protein binding.
AAUGUUAUUGAAUCACUCCGAAAUAGCCGAAACGACGUAGGACGGUCUGACUUAGCAAGCCGAUACAUUGGAAUCUGCAGUCUUACUCCCCGACACACCGGGCUCCGUGUCGGUGUCCCUUCCCUGCAGCCUACUCACCGAGUCCCCGAUAUUUCGGUUGCUGUAUCGAACAAAGAGAGAAGAAUGGUCUUUCAUUUUCCAGAGGUUUUGACUUUUCUUGGGAUGGACGGACGGUGGAGAAUCAACCGGUUGAAGCUCCGCAUGGCGGUGUUCAUGGUGGUGCUAUCACUGUUUACCAGGAAUCUGAGUCUAUGUUCAUCUCUGAACGACGAAGGUUUGGCGUUGUUGAGGUUCCGGGAUGGAGUGGUGAGAGACCCGUUAGGGGCUUUGUCGGAUUGGAAUGAUAAUGACGGAGUGGUUGAUCCGUGUUCUUGGUUCGGAGUUGAGUGCUCGGAUGGAAAAGUGGAGAUCUUAACUUUGAAGGAUCUUUGUCUUGAAGGAACAUUGGCUCCUGAACUGGGGAAGCUGGCUUACAUAAAAUCUAUUAUUUUACGCAACAAUUCUUUUUCUGGGAAUAUCCCAAAAGAGAUUGCAGAAUUGAAGGACCUCGAGUAUUUGGACUUGGGAUACAAUAACUUUACUGGAUCAUUUCCAUCUGAUUUUGGCAAUAAUCUUUCCCUGAUUACCCUUUUACUUGACAACAACAAGUUCCUUGGUACCAUAUCUCCUGAACUCUAUGAACUUAAGACGCUUUCCGAGUCUCAGGUAGAUGAUAACCAGCUAACUGGUACUCCUUUGAGAUCAUCUUGUAACAGCAGAUCUUUCACUUGGAACACUGUCAAAUUUGGAGACGAAGCUUACCGAAGGAAGCUGCUGCGGGCGGUUGGUGUCUCAAAUCCAUCCAGAGGCAAUGGAGACAACAAGAGGGUUUCAUCAUCCCUAUCACCUUCUCCCUCCUCCUCACCGCAUCAUUCUCUGCCUCCAUCACCAUCACCAUCUCCAUUUUCACCUUUAUUGGCGCCAUCCGAUUCGCCGUUGUCAGCAUCACCAUCAUCAAUUUCCCUAUCGCCAUCCUCAUUAGAGUCUCCAGUAUCUUCCCCGUCACAAUCUCCCUCCAAUAUCUUUCUGACUCCUUCAACCUCACCUAUUUUAGCACCAACUCCUGCUUCAACAGUUCCAGCUAAUCCACCAACAAUAGUAUCUACACCAACAGGAUCCCCCAUGGCUCCCAAUCCUUCCCCUGAUUCAACUCCAAGCGACGUAGCUAAAAAGAACUCUAAGACAAAGCAUACUGUUCUAGUUUUGGUUGGAAUUAGCGGGGCUGGCUUAUUCAUUUUGGCUUCAGUCAUUGGCAUUGUUUUCUCCAGAACCAGUAAGGUUGUUGCGGUGAAACCCUGGGCAACUGGGCUAAGUGGGCAGCUGCAGAGAGCAUUUAUAUCAGGUGUACCAAAGCUCAACCGGUCAGAACUUGAAGCAGCUUGUGAAGAUUUCAGUAAUAUAAUUGGUUCUUUACCAAAUGGGACUGUGUAUAAGGGGACUCUUUCAAGUGGGGUGGAAAUAGCUGUAACAUCUAGUGCAGUGACAUCUCCUGAAGACUGGACAAAAAAAUUGGAAGCCCAGUUCAGAAAAAAGAUAGAAACAUUAUCAAAGGUGAACCAUAAAAACUUUGUGAACCUCAUUGGGUAUUGUGAAGAACAGAAGCCGUUCACAAGAAUUAUGGUUUUCGAGUAUGCUCCAAAUGGUACACUAUUUGAGCAUUUACACAUAAAAGAAGCAGAGCACUUGGACUGGGGAAUGAGACUCCGAAUAGCUAUGGGCAUGGCAUACUGUCUGGAGUAUAUGCACCAGUUGAGUCCACCUAUAACCCACAAAAACCUGCAAUCCUUCUCUAUAUACCUGACUGAAGACUAUGCAGCCAAAAUAUCAGAUUUCAGUUUUUGGAAUGAUAUAUUUGCAACCAAGAAGGAAUCAUCUGUUCUGGAGCUUUUGGAAAUCCCAUCAGUGGAACCAGAAACCAAUGUUUACAGCUUCGGGGUAAUCUUGUUUGAAAUGAUGACAGGGAGGAUUCCAUACUCUGACAAUGACUAUCUUGCAGACUGGGCAUCUGACUAUCUAAAAGGAGAGCAACCCUUGAAAGAAAUGGUGGAUCCAACUCUAAAAUCUUUCCAAGUGGAUGAGCUUGAGAAAUUGUUUGAAGUGAUAAAAGAUUGUGUCAAACCAGAUCCAAAGCAAAGACCAACAAUGAGAGAGAUCACAGCUAAGUUGAAAGAGAUCACAGCAAUGGGGCCUGAUGGAGCGACACCAAAAUUAUCUCCACUUUGGUGGGCAGAGCUUGAAAUAAUGUCUACAGAUUCAAGUUGAGAGUUGAAGUUGAGGCUCGAGUCUAAAUCUGGAAGUUUUUGUCUGCUCUUCUUUCCUGAUUCUGUUGGUUUUAGUUGCCGUGUUCGUAACUGUUCGUGUCUAAUGUAAGGCAGAGGAAGAUAAUUGUUUUGUACAUAAUUGAGAAAGAAGGAUGCUUCUGCUCCGGCUUGCUCACUUGUUUUUGUAUUUUAUUUAUUUUUUCUUUUUUGGUUGUGCUCAGGUUGUAAAAUUUCACUGUCAGAAGGUGUACCAUUAACUUUAAUAUCAAUAAAUAUUGAGUGUUUCCCGCA